AUGAUAGCGGCUCAGCUACUGGCCUACUACUUCACUGAGCUGAAAGAUGAUCAGCUCAAGAAGAUUGAUAAAUACCUGUACUCCAUGCGUUUCUCUGAUGAAACGCUCAAGGACAUCAUGGGCCGUUUCCGCAGAGAUAUGGAGAAUGGACUGGGCCGUGACACCAACCCCACAGCAACAGUGAAGAUGCUGCCCACCUUUGUCAGGUCCAUCCCUGAUGGAUCAGAAAAAGGAGACUUUAUAGCACUGGAUCUUGGUGGGUCAAACUUUCGGAUCCUGCGCGUCAAAGUGACUCAAGACAAGAAGCAACCGGUUCAAAUGGAGAGCCAAGUCUAUGAUACUCCUGAUGACAUCAUCCAUGGCAGUGGGACUCAGCUCUUCGACCAUGUUGCGGAUUGCCUUGGGGAUUUUAUAGAGAAGCAAAAAAUUAAGGAUAAAAGACUCCCUGUUGGAUUUACCUUCUCGUUCCCCUGUGUCCAGACCAAACUGGAUGAGGCGGUCCUAGUGACAUGGACAAAGAAGUUUAAAGCUAACGGGGUAGAGGGCAUGGAUGUAGUGAAACUUCUGAACAAAGCAAUCAAGAAGCGAGGGGACUAUCAGGCUGACAUCAUGGCAGUGGUGAACGAUACCGUCGGCACCAUGAUGACGUGUGGAUUUGACGACCAGCGUUGUGAAGUGGGAAUAAUUAUAGGAACGGGAACAAAUGCCUGCUAUAUGGAAGAGCUGCGCCACAUCGAUCUGGUGGAAGGGGACGAAGGCCGGAUGUGUAUCAACACCGAAUGGGGGGCCUUUGGGGAUGACGGCUCCUUGGAGGACAUUCGCACAGAAUUUGAUCGUGAGAUCGACAGAGGCUCCCUGAACCCAGGAAAGCAGCUGUUUGAGAAAAUGGUCAGUGGAAUGUACAUGGGAGAGCUGGUUCGACUCAUCCUGGUGAAGAUGGCCAAAGAGGGGCUGCUGUUUGAAGGCCGAAUCACCCCUGAGCUUCUGACCAAAGGAAAGAUUGAGACCAAGCAUGUCUCUGCCAUCGAGAAGACUAAAGAAGGGCUGAAGAAAUGUAUGGAGAUCCUGACCAGGCUGGGUGUGGAGCCUUCAGAUGAGGACUGCCUGGCCGUCCGGCACGUUUGCACCAUAGUGUCCUUCCGCUCAGCAAAUCUAAUUUCUGCUACUCUGGGAGCCAUCCUCUCCCGCCUGAAGGACAACAAAGGAGUGGCUCGCCUUCGCACUACUGUGGGAAUCGAUGGUUCUCUCUACAAAAUGCAUCCUCAAUACGCCCGACGCCUGCACAAGACCGUACGCCGUUUGGUUCCAGACUCCGACGUCCGUUUCCUGCUUUCUGAAAGUGGAAGCGGCAAAGGCGCCGCCAUGGUGACCGCGGUGGCGUACCGACUAACUGACCAGGCGCGGCAGAUUCAGGAAACGUUAGCUGAAUUCAGGCUGAGCAAAAGCCAACUGCUGGAGGUGAAGAAGCGCAUGAGAGUGGAAAUCGAAAGAGGCCUGAAGAAGGAGAGCCACAAGGAAGCUACAGUCAAAAUGUUGCCGACUUUUGUUCGGAGUACACCGGAUGGGACAGAAAAUGGAGAUUUUCUUGCCCUGGACCUCGGAGGGACAAACUUCCGUGUUCUUCUGGUUAAGAUUCGCAGUGGGAAGAGGCGCACAGUAGAGAUGCAUAACAAAAUUUAUGCCAUUCCCAUAGAAGUCAUGCAGGGCACAGGAGAGGAGCUUUUCGACCACAUCGUUCACUGCAUCUCUGAUUUCCUGGACUACAUGGGAAUGAAGAGCGCUCGGCUGCCUCUGGGUUUCACCUUCUCCUUCCCCUGUCACCAGACCAGCCUGGAUGCAGGUAUACUGGUGACCUGGACAAAGGGCUUCAAGGCUACAGACUGUGAGGGGGAAGACGUGGUGGAGCUUCUCCGAGAUGCAAUCAAAAGAAAAGAGAUUGAAGAACCAGAGUUUGAGCUGGAUGUGGUUGCCAUAGUGAACGACACCGUGGGAACCAUGAUGACCUGUGCUUACGAGGAGCCGACUUGUGAAGUGGGGCUGAUUGCAGGCACAGGAAGCAACGCCUGCUACAUGGAAGAGGUGAAGAACAUUGAAAUCGUGGAAGGGACUGAGGGCCGUAUGUGUGUCAACAUGGAGUGGGGGGCGUUUGGAGAUAACGGUUGUCUGGAUGACAUCAGGACAAAGUAUGAUCAGGCUGUGGACGAGAACUCGCUCAACGAGGGCAAACAGAGAUACGAGAAGAUGUGCAGCGGAAUGUAUCUGGGAGAAAUUGUGCGUCAGAUUUUGAUCGAUCUGACGAAGCGCGGUUUCCUCUUCCGAGGACAAAUCUCAGAGACGCUGAAGACACGGGGCAUCUUCGAGACCAAGUUCCUGUCUCAAAUAGAGAGCGAUCGUCUGGCGCUGCUGCAGGUCAGGGCGAUCCUGCAGCAGCUGGGACUCGACAGCACCUGUGACGACAGUAUCAUUGUGAAGGAGGUGUGUGGAACCGUGUCCCGCCGCGCUGCUCAGAUCUGCGGAGCCGGAAUGGCUGCUGUGGUGGAUAAGAUCCGUGAGAACAGAGGACUGGACCACUUGGACAUCACCGUGGGUGUGGACGGCACGCUCUACAAGCUGCACCCACACUUCUCGCGGAUCUUCCACCAGACAGUAAAAGAACUCGCCCCAAAAUGUGACGUUAACUUCCUGCUCUCUGAGGACGGCAGCGGUAAAGGAGCUGCCCUCAUCACUGCCGUGGGCUGCCGCCAGAGAGAGCUGGAGGCCCAGCAGCACUGAGGAGCUCUGUCCUGUCCGUGCACCUCAGUGAGCUGCUCCUCCUCCGCUGAGAUUUCUCCUCCACCUGCAGCCUGAAUCCUCCUCCCCUCAUCAGCAGCCGUGACUCCAGCUCUGCCCCACCUGCAGCCAGAGACAAGCUCCAUGCAUAGUUUGAAACCUGAACAUACAGAUGUCUAUAAUCCACCAGAGGCUUUAUUGUUUCCCUGUUUGUACAUUUUCCUGUAGUAUCUUGUUAAAAGUAUAACUUAAACCCCUUAGGUGUGCAAUAUUACUGUGUCGCUAAUUUUAUUUUUAUAUGGAGGCAGAUAUUUAACUGUUUAUACAGACAGCCACUUUAAAUCCAAGAUUCUACUGAUUUGUUUUGCACCAUUCACAAGCUAACGUGUGCACUUUUUAUAUGAGGGCUUCAACUGCAGCAUUACAUGUAAUUUACAUAGUAAAUCCUGAUUGUCUUUGAAUAAUGAAACUUGUUUUUAACAGGUUGAAAUAACAGCUUUAUAAAGGACUGGCUAAAUUAGGGUCAAACACAAGAGUCACGGCUGCCCUGGUCAUCGCCGCUCUAUGUGCUACGUGCUGAGGCUACUAACCUGUUUGUGUAUCUGUCAUUGUUGAUUAUUCCUAAUGAACCACAUCCUUUAUUCCUCAAAGGCAGACAAAGGUAGAAAAUGGAAAUGUUAGAGUAUAUUAUUGAUAUUUGUUCUUUACUUUGGCUGUUGUGACGAAUCAGAGUUUUAUUCCUUGUGUGUGCAGAGAAUAAAUGUUUAUGGGGGUCCUAACCAGAGAGGAUUUAAGAGCGCUUUUGUGUGUGUAGUUGUGGCUGAGUGUCCUGCUGUGAUAACCUGUAGCUUUUCAGUGUUCGAAGCUCUGUGGAGAUUGCAUGCCUUACAUCAACAGAUACGUAUUAUUUUUACUGCCUUUAUAGAUCUGUGACCAACACACCCACCUACAGCUCAUUAAAUUAUAUUCUGUUGUGGAGUAAAUUCUGUCUUUU
This is a messenger RNA of Cyprinodon variegatus (sheepshead minnow), 3763 nucleotides long. RefSeq names its product hexokinase-1. Gene Ontology annotation, molecular function: glucokinase activity; ATP binding; mannokinase activity. Gene Ontology annotation, biological process: glucose 6-phosphate metabolic process; glycolytic process; intracellular glucose homeostasis. Gene Ontology annotation, cellular component: mitochondrion; cytosol. The transcript has 19 exons. The coding region runs from base 1 to 2772 and encodes 923 amino acids. The record is from RefSeq and is a predicted model, not a curated record. Lineage: Eukaryota; Metazoa; Chordata; Actinopteri; Cyprinodontiformes; Cyprinodontidae.